GUUGCCAUCCGCCAUUUUUGAUAAACAUAUUGUGUUGUCUGCUUGGCGACCCGUGUUUCAUCGUAACCACCUGCUCUAGACGAAACAGUGAUAUCUAAUCGCAACUUUGAAAGAAACUGCAUCUAGAUAUCACGUCUCAAACAUCCAGUGAUGGGGAAAAGGAGAUGCAUAUGUGAGAUCUGUACAUGCGGGCGCCAUCGCUGCCCGCAUCGCCCCAAUGUGACGAUAGGGAGGGGAGAUAGACCAUGUUUGCUGUCAGAGUACAACACAACCUACAGGGCCCACCCUAUCGUGCCCCGGGAGUCGUGCAAGCCCCCAGCAGUAGCCAUCAAGGGUGAUGGACCCCUGGAAGACAGGACUACGCACAGGGUGGACUACAUCCCCCACCCCAUAGAGCGCCCCCAGUUCCAUGUCCCUGACCAGUACUCCCGGCCUGCUGGGGAUCAUGAUAUGAUGACGUCAUAUCACAAAGAUUAUACAGAGAAGCAGGGCGCCCCAGCCAAGGCCAUCAAACAGCUGGGCAUGCGGCACGUACCAGGGAAGUUCGAGGGCGAACCCACUUACAAAACUGACUACAGAAAGUGGGAUAUGGCUGGUCGCCCUAACAGAUUUGGUGAUGUUUCUACCUGGAACCCUCCCCAGCAGCCAUUUGAAGGACAGAGCACAUUCACCCGGGAUUACCAGCGCUACAACCAGGCUCCCCGUACCACCAUGAAACCAAAUGAGGCUGCCAAAAUGUCUGAUGCUCCUUUCGAUGGAAACACUGGCUACAAUGCUGCAUACAUUAAACAUCCUCUUCAGGCAAAGUUUGUGAAGGAAAAGGACACCUAUAGACCAUCUGGUGUCCGCUUUGAUGGCCUGUCCACCUUCAAGAGAGACUACCAGGGGGCAUAUGCACCAAAGACAGACAGCUGUAAGCCUGACGCUCAGGCAUUCCAAUCUCAGGCCCCUCUUGAAGACAUGACAACCUUCAAGAAUGACUACCGGAAAUGGGAUGCUGAUCGUCCAUUUGUAAGGGAUCCGGAGCAGUACAAGAAGCCAGUCGGCGACAUGGACAUGAACACAACACACAAUCUGGCAUUUAAGGAAUAUCCUUUACAGCGUGCCUUUGCCAAGAGGCCCCACUCUGCAAAUGUCAUGAGAGCUGGAACCUUCGAUGGAACUACAAACUACUCCACUGACUUCCGCCCAUGGGACCUUGGACAGAGGAGCCGUCCAGUCAUGAAGCCAGACUACCAACCCAACAACGCACCAUUCGAGGGCAUGUCCACCCAGAAGUCUCACUACAUUCCUCACCCAAUCAACCCCAACCAAAGCUGCAAACCUUCCAAUGACUUCGUCCAGAGCCAAGGUCCCUUUGAUGACAACACAAUGUACAGGAUGGACUACACCCCCAAGGCUUCGGAGCCCUGCCCUGCUGCAGUCAUCGAUACCACACGAUCCACCUACAAAUUUGUGGAACUUGAUACUCGUGGUCACAAGCUAUAUCAACCUGUGUUUGAGUCUGUCACAGCACUUAACGGGUACGAGAGAGGUACCCCUCAGGUUAGAAUGCAAACUCUUGUUGCAUAAGGACUGACUUAUUUAAAAGACUAAUAACCACAUGUACAUUUUAUAUACUGUCAUGGCUGUGUCUUAUUCUGUUUUAAUUAUGGAUAUGUAAGUAAGAAAUAGUAAAAAGUAAAGAAGUGUAUCUUUACGUUGCAUACGCAUAUGUCAUCAAAUUAUAGGGUAACUUUUGAAUACUAAAUGUUAUUUUUCCAUUCUUUUUGUGACAAGAGUGAAUUUCAUUAGCUCAGCCAACCACUGAUAUGUAAUGGGAGGAUUUUAGUAGACACAUAGUAUUAAUGUGUUACAGCAUUAAAGGACUAUUAUUCCGUCCAGAGUUACCCCACUUGCUGCAGCAGGCUCCUCUUCCAAUCUGCCAAAUGUGUGAUUGUGCCUACAUGGCACAGAUGUGUUUCUGCCAUAGAUGAUAGUAUAGACAUAUUUUUAACCACAUUUUUGUAUUUAUGUGUAGGAAGUCUUGUAGAAUCACUGCCCUUAUUGAGCCACUUGCUUGAUAUUUAAAUCUGUUAUGUUUUUUUACAUGUAGGAAACUAUCUUUCAGUCAUUCUAUUGGUAACAAUUCUCAGUUAAUUUUCCAUGUGAAUAUUUAUAUGUGAUUUUAUAAUUUGUUCAGAAACUAAUUGUUACAAAUAUCUUGAAAAUUACAAUAGCUAAGCAGUUGACUUGGGGAGAAUUGUUUUUUCCCUUUUUUACCUUUUGCGUGAAGGAAGAUCUUUUUCACUCAUUCCAUUGUAAAUGAUUCUCAAUUAAGUUUCCUUACAAAUUUUUAAAUAUGAUUUUGUUAUUUGUUUAGAAACAAGUUGAUGCUAGUUAUUUACAACUACAGGAGCUAAGCAGCUGGCUUGUAGUUAAUUGUUUUGUUAUGAGCAUAUUACUUAUAUAUGUUUAUCAUACUGUGAUAAUUAAAUGUAAAUAUUGCCCAUGAACAAAUUUGAAUUUUAUAUAAAGAAUAUUGUUAUUUAUUAAGGAAUUGUUGAGUUUGUGAAGACGUGGGAGAGUGAUUAUCUUCAAUUUCGAUAUUUCGAUUAUGAAUGAUUUUGUCGAAGGUAUUUCAUGAUAUUAACAUUCAAGUCUUUUUCUUUACUUCUCUUAAUUUUUCAAGUAUUUUCGCCAUGAAUGUCAAGGGAAAAAGACUUUUGUUUUCUGUUUUAAUUACCAUCAGUUUAAGCCCUGUGUGUCAGGUAUUUCUUUCUGAUAUUGUGUCAAAACACAAGAGUGGUGGCUGAACAUAUGUUUACAUGGCACAGGUUUUUAGGACAAAAGAACAUAAUUAACAUUCAGUACACCAUUUUUAAGGGUGAAAAGCCAUAGAAACUGCUGUUGAUAUUCGUCAAACAAAAACAAGACAAAGACUCGUUGGAUGUUCUUGAUAUUCUUUCUUGCUACCUUAUCAUGAGUGUCAGUUUUCUUUUGGAGACUUCUUUUUAUCUUUUAUUUAUUGAAAGGAAUAUUUGGAAUAUUAUUUAAAGCCCAUUUCUUCAUAUUUUGAAGAAUGGAAACUUGUUGUUUAAGUCAUUGAAGCUAUUGGGAUCAUGCUACUAUUAUAUAACAAGUCCAACACCUUAAUUAUGAUAAUUGUUUUAUGAUAAUUAUUUUUACAAUGUAAACCAUUGGUAAAACUGACAUAAUAUGUGACAUGUAUUCUGUAGUAAUGUUUGUGAUAUUGACAAGUGUAAAAUGAUUCAUAUCUCACAAUAUUCAUUUCCUAAAUCUGUUUCAUUAGUGUAGAAGAGACUGAGUGCAUUGUUAACUGUACACUGAUGAUAGAUACAUGUGUUAGUACUAUAUGUCAUGUGCAAGUAUCCGUCUCAUGUUGAGAGAAUGCAGAAACAUUUCAGAGAACUGAAAUGAACACCACUGUGAUUGAAAUUGACAAUGCUGUCUUUGUAAAUAAAUGUGCCUAUUUAUCUACAUAAACGAUACUCUAUAAAUUUUCUGUACCAUAUCUGUGAUCUGGUUUUGAUAUUCUCAUCAAAACACUGGGUAUUCAUUGGAAAAGAUAUCUCGCAAUAAAACAUCCAAAUGUCA
This is a messenger RNA of Haliotis rufescens (red abalone), 3597 nucleotides long. Its product is annotated as stabilizer of axonemal microtubules 2-like. Gene Ontology annotation, molecular function: microtubule binding. Gene Ontology annotation, biological process: microtubule anchoring. Gene Ontology annotation, cellular component: axonemal microtubule; centriole; cytoskeleton. The record is from RefSeq and is a predicted model, not a curated record. NCBI's taxonomy places the organism in Eukaryota, Metazoa, Mollusca, Gastropoda, Lepetellida, Haliotidae. The transcript is spliced from 5 exons. Bases 151 to 1572 code for a protein of 473 amino acids.